This is a messenger RNA of Monodelphis domestica (gray short-tailed opossum), 8846 nucleotides long. RefSeq names its product diacylglycerol kinase theta (gene DGKQ). The record is from RefSeq and is a predicted model, not a curated record. Gene Ontology annotation, cellular component: membrane. Gene Ontology annotation, biological process: phospholipase C-activating G protein-coupled receptor signaling pathway. Lineage: Eukaryota; Metazoa; Chordata; Mammalia; Didelphimorphia; Didelphidae. Gene Ontology annotation, molecular function: ATP-dependent diacylglycerol kinase activity.
GCCGCCAGUCGGAAGCUGUGUGCGUCUCCGGCUCCGGUUCCCGGCCGGGCCCAUGCGGACUGCGGAGCUCGCUGCCCCCGGUGCGCCCUGGGCGCCCCGAGCCUGAGUGAGCCCCCAGCUGGCUGCGGGCCGGAUGGCGGCGGCGGCGGCCACGGGCGCUCGCUCCUGGUUCGGCGGCGGCGGCGGCAGCAGCAGCGGCGGCUCAGGCUCGGGCUCGGGCUCCGGCUCCCGUCUGGGAAGCCCGGCCUCCAGCCCCCAGCUCGGCGGCGGCGGCGGCGGCGGCAAGGGCCGCCCGCAGCCGGGCCACACGGGCCAGGGGCAGGGCGCCGGGCCAGGACAGGGACAGGAGCCGGGCCCCAAGCCCUCGGCGACCCCCGCAGCCCCUCCGGGCCACAGCUUCAGGAAGGUGACGCUCACCAAACCCACCUUCUGCCACUACUGCACUGACUUCAUCUGGGGGCUGGCCGGCUUUCAAUGCGAGGUCUGCAACUUUAUGUCUCAUGAGAAAUGCUUGAAACACGUGAAGAUCCCAUGUGCCUGCAUUGCUCCAAGCCUGGUCAGGGUUCCUGUUGCUCAUUGUUUCGGGCCCCCAGGACACUACAAGAAGAAGAUCUGCCUUGUCUGCAGAAAGUCGCUAGAUUUCCCUGCAUUUCGCUGUGAAGUUUGUGAGCUCUAUGUACAUGCCGACUGCAUCCCCUUUGCCUGCAGUGACUGCCGCCAGUGUCAUCAGGAUGGUCAUCAGGACCAUGACACGUACCACCAUCACUGGAGGGAGGGGAAUCUCUCUUCCAAUGCCCGCUGCGAGGUAUGCAAGAAGACCUGUGGGUCCUCAGAGGUGCUGUCAGGCAUGCGGUGUGAAUGGUGCGGCAUUCUGGCUCAUACCGCCUGCUAUGCUGUUGUGACCCCUGAGUGUACAUUUGGCCGACUGAAGAACAUGAUUCUUCCCCCUAACUGUGUGCGUUUGUCUUCUCGAAAUUUCAGCAAAAUGCACUGCUUUCGGAUAUCGGAGAGCAUCCAGACAGAGCCAGAUGAUGGUGAUGAUGCUGUGGACACUGGCCCAGCUCCAGGGUCACUGAAAGAAGCCCAGGUUUCUACAGACUCCGGCAAACAGACACUGAAGAUAUUUGAUGGUAACGAUGCCGUGAAGCGCAACCAGUUCCGGCUGAUCACCAUUCCCAGGAUUGCAAAGACAGAGGAGGUUGUGGAGGCAGCCUUGAGGGCUUAUUACAUUAAUGAGGACCAGCGAGAGUUUGAGCUCCAGACCUUGGCUCAGCAGGCUGUGGCUGAUAAUGCAUCUCACAAAAACGGAGGCCAGGAGGAUGCCAGUAACACUAGCAUCAGCCCCAUGUUCCGAGAAUCCAUUCCUGAAGCCUGGAUCAUUCGCGCUAAGCCCAAGGAUCAUGAAGUUAUAAAAAUUUACCCAGCUUGGCUGAAGGUGGGAAUGGCUUACGUCUCCAUCCGGAUCGACAAAGAGAGCACCGCUCAGACAGUGAUGAAAGAAGUUCUCCCUUUGCUGGGGAGACAGGCAGAAAGUCUCCAGAAUUUUCGAUUCGUGGAGGUGCUUAUGGGUAGUAAACAAGUUCAGCGGAUGACACUGACUGAUGAGGAAUUAAUUCUCAACAGACUUCAUGACAUCCGAAAGACUUCCAUACGUCAGAUGAACCAGACAAGAUUUUAUGUGGUAGAAAAUGGUGAUGCCACCACACAAGUGAACCUGUUUGUUGGAGGUCUGCCCACCCAGCUCUCUGCUGAAGAAUAUACUCAUAUCUUAAAGGAAGAUUUGGCUAUCAAAACCAAUCUGGUGUCGGUAACGCACGUUUACACAAAUCAAGGGGCUGUUGUACUUGACAUCUCCUGUUUUUCGGAGGCAGAGAGAAUAUAUAUGCUCAUUAAGGAUACAAUGGUCCAGGACAAACAGCUGAUGGGAAUUGUGAUGCCUGAAGUGAUGCACACAAAGCUGCCCCCAGACUGCUGCCCAGUCCUUGUGUUUGUGAACCCGAAAAGUGGAGGGCUGAAAGGCCGGGACCUUCUCUGCAGCUUCAGGAAACUGCUGAAUCCUCAUCAGGUCUUUGAGCUCACCAACGGUGGCCCUUUCCCUGGGUUUCACAUGUUCUCCCAAGUCCCCUGCUUCCGUGUCCUGGUGUGCGGUGGGGACGGCACUGUGGGCUGGGUGCUGGGAGCCUUGGAAGAGAUCCGGCACAAACUGGCAUGCCCAGAGCCUUCCGUGGCCAUCCUGCCCCUGGGCACAGGUAAUGAUUUGGGCAGAGUGCUGCGCUGGGGAGCAGGCUACAGUGGGGAGGACCCAUUCUCCAUUCUGGUGUCAGUGGAUGAAGCUGAUGACGUCCUCAUGGACCGAUGGACUAUCCUUCUGGAUGCUCAGGAUGUUGUCGAGAACACUGAGAAUGGGGUGGUUGAUUCAGAACCUCCAAAGAUCGUACAGAUGAACAAUUAUUGCGGAAUUGGAAUCGAUGCAGAAUUGAGUUUGGACUUCCACCAUGCAAGAGAAGAGGAGCCUGGCAAAUUUACUAGCAGAUUCCACAAUAAAGGGGUGUAUGUCAAAGUUGGGUUACAGAAGAUCAGUCACACCAGGAACCUCCACAAGGACAUCCGACUUCAAGUGGACCAGCAUGAUGUGGAAUUGCCAAAUAUCGAAGGGCUAAUCUUCAUCAACAUCCCCAGCUGGGGUUCUGGAGCUGACCUCUGGGGCUCUGACAAUGAUGCUCGGUUUGAGAAACCACGGAUUGAUGAUGGCCUGCUGGAAGUGGUUGGGGUGACAGGUGUUGUUCACAUGGGCCAGGUGCAGGGGGGAUUGCGCUCAGGGAUCCGCAUUGCCCAAGGCUCUUAUUUCCGGGUGACCCUCCUCAAGCCCAUCCCAGUGCAAGUUGAUGGAGAGCCAUGGAUUCAGUCCCCAGGCCACAUGAUCAUUUCUGCUGCUGGACCAAAGGUUCGCAUGUUGAAAAAGUCAAAGCAGAAGCCGAAAAAAGGAACUGGAAGCAUAAAGGAUGCCAAAACGGAGAGUGCAGCAGGAGUCCCAGAAGGAGAGAUCAAAUAGAGGAGAGUGUGGAGGCCAAGGCCUGGUGAAUGGCUCCCUGUGCACAGCGUGCCUGCCUGCACCCCAGGGCUGGGGCAGGGAAUUGCAGAAGGGAGGCUUACUGAUACACCAGGUCCAUCGCUGCCCUUUCAUCGUGUUUCCCAUGUGUUAAUUCCCAUCUGCCCUUUGCGCUCUUCAGCUUGGAAUUGUGUGCAUUCCGUGGCUUUUCAGAAACCUAUUCCUUAAUCUUGAGGUUUGCCAUAUUAAGAAGUUAGAAGAAAAAAACAAAACAUUAUCCCCAGUAUAGGUUUGGGGACCAGGUCACCCAUUGACUCGCGCCAAAAUCAAACUGUCCGUGUCUCCUUAUCCAUGGAAUGCAAUUUCUGGCCCUUUUUGUCAGGCACAUAGAAUGCCAUAUCCAGACAAAAAUGGGUUCUCGUGUACCCAGCUGCUCCCAGGAAAACAAGAAUCAGAAACGGUGUGCACAUCCACCUCCGUGACUGAGGCCAGACUCAUCUAGCAGCAGCCGGCUCUUUGUUCAGGUCUUGGUUGUGGAUGUUGGUGGCUUACUCUUUACAGUUUUAGCUUCGGUCACAUCUUGUCCAAAGCUACAGUUUGGUAGGACAAGUCAGAUGAAGGCCCUAACCAUAGCCAGUUCAUCCCUUCUGCCUCUGGAGUGUUUGUCCAGGACAGUCCCAUUUAUUAUGUCCCCGACCCCCAAAUGCCAGACGUGGUUGUGAUGAGAAUCUGUGGUCAGCAUGUACAUUGAUUCCCAAUUGGAUGACAGAAGAUGUCAUCUCCAGUGGAUGUUGUACACCAGUCUUUAAUAAUAGGCUCAAGGGCGCCAGAGACUCCAGUGUGGGGGCAGUAGUGCCAUUCAAUUAAAAUUAAAUUAAAACAGGAAAUACUUUCUGGAAAAGAUUUAGGGAAAGUGAAAAUAAUAUAGUUUCAGAAAAAUAAUGGGUAAAGGGAAGGAUUGAACCAAACACAGAAUUUUUUUGUCCUCUCUUUUGGACAAUAUUGAGCGGACUAAACACCAGUUAUCCCCCCCUAGACUAGAGGGCUUUUUGCCCUGAGAGCCAGGACAGGCCAUGUUACUCUAUAAUAGCUUUGUGGCUGCCCUCAUGGUCUUCCCUCUGCAACCAGUUUCUUGAAAGGUGUUUUCUUGCCCUCCCUCUUCUCUUCUUUUGGAGGUCUGGCCUCCUUUAGCAUCUUGACCACUGUGGGAGCUGAUUUGGUCAUAUAGACCAAGAAAUGAUAACUUCCCUAAUUUAGGGGACCGGCAGUGGGUGAUAGGAUUUCAUUUAUCCCACAAGAAUGCUAUUUCAGAAUGAAAAUUGGCACAAAGAAUCAGACAUUUCCCAUUGGGGAAAAAAAAAUUACCCAUUCUGUAAAUUUCUUUAUUUCUUGCCAAAUGUGUAGGGUUCUAGAGGGUAAUGAUGCAUUAAAAUGAGAAUGUUUGGGUUUUUUUUUAAUUUUUUUAAAACUCUUAUCUUCCAUCUUAGAAUCAAUACUGUGUAUUGGCUCCAAGGCAGAAGAGCAGUAAGGGCUAGGCAAUGGGAGUCAAGUGACUUGCCCAGGGUCACACAGCUAGGAAGGGUCUGAGGCCAGAUUUGAACCUAGGACUUCCCAUCUCUAUGACUGGCUCUCAAUCCACUGAGCUACUCAGCUGUCCCUGAGAAAUGUUUUCUGAAGAUCUCCAAGAGCCUCUCUAAUUACCAAUGAAAAGUCAUUAUUUUGUCUUAGUAGUUUUAAACCAAAUUCUUAGCCUGUGUCAGCAUAGGAAAAGUAGACCCCAAGUGUAAAGUUUUCUCAUGAGACCUAUUGUAAGCUGGACCAAGGGAGGAAACAGUUUGCAUGAGUGGUUGGGUCUUUCCUGCCCUAAUGGUACUGAUAGAUGUGUCCAUGUCUCUGGGCAUUCAGCUUCAGACCUGGCCACCUCCCUCAGGCUCAUACCCUGCCUCUCUAGGUUAUUAUCUGGACCAGUAGUCACAACGUGACAGGGACCAUUUUGGUGAAAACAUCCCACUGGGGUCCAUUCAGCGACUGUGGCUCUAUGGUGGGAGCCUAUUUGGUCUUCCUUAAAAUGGUGCUUUGGCUACAAGACAUUAGAGACCUGGGGGAACCUGGUCUCAUUUGUCAGAUGGAUGUCUCUAAAGUGUUGUCCCCCGGUGGAUAGGCUGUUAACAACAGAGAGGUAGGAGAGUCGCCAUUUUGCCAGAAUACAGGAUGGAUCCAUUUUUCAGGGCUAUGAAUGUUUUCAAGAAAUGGAUGAGGCAGACAGCUGACUUAAACUGCUAGGGUUUCAGUUACAAGUGCCUAGUUUACUUCAAAAUUGAGCUUUCCUCCCCUUUUCUUUCCUUUUUUUUUUGCUACAUUUAUAUAUGCAAAAUCCAACCCAAAACUUAGGUAGAAAUGACAAAAGUCUUCCUGUGCAGCCGGCCAAGUCCUCCACUUUCUUGUUAAUCCUGUAUUAUGGAAAGAUCCCUGCCUCUGGAGGUGGGUCCCAUCCUAUCCCUACCCUGACUCUCACCCCCACCCCUCUGCUUAGUAACUGUGGUCUUCUUCCUGAGCCUCAGUUGCCCCCUCUGGUAGUUUUUGAGGGACCAUUCUUGCCCCACAUAAUUGAUCCUGACAGUAUACAAGGAAUACAGAGAUAUUAAAUUAGAAGAAAUUAUCUACAAAUGCUUUAAAAUAAGAAGCAUGUUUUUUAUCAUCUCACAUUCUAUAUUUUGUGGUCAGUGUUUUUAUAUUUAAUAAGCUUCCUGGUACAACAGGGUACUUGAUUUCUCAGCAGUAAGGUCCACGUUGGGUAAUCCCUCCUGGAUAGAUGUCAGAGCCUGUCUGGAGUCACCCUCGUCUCUAGGGGAGUAGACAUGGAGGAAAGGUAGAGCUACUUAAGCUCGUGGACCUUGUUUCCCAGAGAAGAUCAGAUAAGGCACUUGGAAUUUUCCUGCCUGAGUCAGACAAACCCUAUAUUUAAGUGUUUCAACUUCUGUAUGAAAGUAGGUGGUUGUCUGUUCUGAAAGCUAAAACAAAUGAAACCCACAGUGAAAAUCAUUCUCCCCCCCCCCCUUUUAUUUUUUUAAAGAUUUUUUAAAAUCUCUCUUGAUCCAAUACAGUAUGCUGCGUUUAACCUUCCCUUGGCAUGUGGGAUGCUGGCACUUUUUCAUUUUUGAGAUGCUGCCCAUUACAGAACUGGAGAGAACCUUAGAAGAUCAUUGGGUCCAGAGAUGAAGGGGACGUCAUUUACCCGAGCUCCCAAAUGGGAGAGCCAAUCCCAGCUCUUUUGGCUCUUAAUCACAUGUUCUUUCUAUUCAUUAUAGCAGACUGCCUUCAGUAACCGAAAUUGAGAAACCUAUCUCCUACUUCUGGAGCAGGGAGAGGUGGGAAGGUUGCUGUGAUCACUGUCAUGCUGGAGGGGAUUAAAAAUGUUUGUUUAUAUUUUAAUUACUUUUUUUAAAAAACUCUUACCUUCUAUCUUAGUAUCUAUUCCAAAACAGAAGAGCAGUAAGGACUGGAUAACAGGGGUUAAGUGACUUGCCCAGGGUCACACAGCUAGGUAGCAGCUGAGGCAAGAUUUGAACCCAGGAGGCUGUAGCCUAGAGAGUAAUGUGAACAUGCUUAUAUAGUUAGGCUCUAGGACUCUCCUCCAUCCUUAAACAAACUGAGACCUUUCCUGGUCUCUAAUAUUGUACUCUCCUUUCUAAGAUCUUGAUGGGUUGAAUUGAGGGCCAAGCUGAGACCCAUCAGGGAAGUACUUAUUUAGAGGCCAAACAGUCCAGGAAAGUUGGACAUGAUCACCUUAAGUUAAUUUGACCUUAAAGUAUCUUUUGAUCCUGAAAAUCACGUAUAACAUUAUUUUAUUUUUCAGAAAUCCAAAGAUUAAUUCCUCUCUUCAUCUAUUUCAGGAAGGUGUUUUCUUCUUUAAGACAUUUGUGUUUUCAGACAUGAGAUUUAUAUUUUCAUGAAGUUGUGUGCCAAUGGCUGGGUCUCAGCUAGGGCCUAGAAGGGAUGGAACUUUUCUUUCAAUUCUUGUAUUCCCUGAAGUUUACAGAGAAUCCAUUGCAGCUCUUGGAACAUAGCCCCAUGUAUUUGGAACUCUUGGGAUCAAAAUUUGUGAGUCAGGACCAGACUUGGGCUGAAGUUUACUUAGGAAUAAAGCUUUGCUGAGUAACUUAGCAGUGUAAAUAAAUAUGUGAGUAGGGGCAGAGCAACUUUUAACCUACUUAAGAGAACAAUUGUUCUUAAGCACUUUAGAAGCACACAUUUACCAAUAGUUAACAUGCAAAUUGCUAAAAAUUUUACUAAUUCUAUGAAGCCGGCUACUUAUUUUGAGCCUAGUUCAGUUUCUGAAUGUACUUGAAAAUAAUAAGACUGAAUUUUUUUCUAAAAUUUUUUUCUAAUUUGAGUUGUUCACCAAUUCAGACUGGCCUUCCCCAAAGUUAAUCUGAACUUACUACAUCUGGAUUCCAUCGUUUAAAAGGAUAAAACGUAGUUUUUUCUUUGCCUUGUUACCUCUGAAAAAUAAGACCAUUUUUUAGAAGGUGUAAAGAUGAACAGGAUGAUACAGGGAAUGUCCUUCAAGAACCCUUGAGGGAAAAAUUUCUGUAAACUCCAGACUUUUGUCCUUACUAUUUCUGUUACAAAUUUUUUUUUUCUAUUUUAAAAGAUCAGAAAAUCCCUUUAUUGUGAAGACUCUAACUGGGCCAGUGGUCUGUAUAUAGUAGAUACUUAGGAAACAUUGAUGAACGACUGACAGAUUGUGUACUAUUCCCCCUUAUAUUUUGAACCAAACUGGUUUCUGGAGUUAACAGGCCAUUAUAAGCCCACAGGUGUGAAGACAAUGGCUUUCAGUAUUACUCAGAGGGCCCCUGCUUUCUCUGGAGGCCUUUCUUAAAAUAUGGGACAGAGAAUUUGAACUGGAGGCAGUCUCUGAUUGUGGAGAGAGCUGGGAUUGCUAGAUACUUCUCUGUCUAAAUCUAGAUCCUCUAGAGUGUUCAUUUCAUCAGCUGUUGCCAAUAAACUGUACAUGCAUUUUCUUAUUCUCCAAAGAAGUUUGGGUCCAUGAAGUUGUGGGCUUUGGAGAAUGCUUCGGAUGCUUUCCAUUUCUUAUGGUAAGAAAAGAAAGGGCUGACAACAAAACAAAAUAAAAAAAAAUUUUUUUAAGAAAAGAAUAGGCUGGACCAACUCUCUUAGAGAUAAACCAAGUCUGAGAAGCCAAGUGCCUCAGUAUAUGCUAACAUUGAUUUUAAGUGUUAAAGUGGAGCCAUGUAGCUGAUGCCAAGGAAUCGGUCCAAGUGGAGCAGUCAGCACCUUCCAGUUCUCAUUUCUUGCCUAUCCUCCCUUAAGCUUCUGCCAAACUCUGUAAACAAAUUAAUUGUACCUGUAAACCAUUCCAUGAUGGAAUAGCAUUUCCUCAUCACGUGCCUCCAGUAUGAGAAUUCUCAUUGCAUAUGUUUACUUGCAGUUUUUAAUCUUAAAAAAAAAAAUUAAUGGUGUUAUUUGUUUCUACUUGUUGCUUGGCAAGCCACUGUGUGCUGGUUCCUGAUCUAUAAGAAUUAUUGUUUCUAACGUGUAGUCAAUGUACAAAGAAAAUUAAGGUGAACUUUUUCUUUUAUAUUUAAGUAUGAGUUUUGUCUUCAUGUCCCUAGACUGUUUCUGUAUAUAUUUUGCAUUGUAGCUGUGUGGUGGUUUUCUUUGGACUGCACUUUGCACUGACCCAAAUUCUGAACUCUAUGUAUAAUUUAUGGGUAUCAGAGAUAGAGAAUAAUUUAUAUCUGUGACAAAUACAGUACUGGUCAUUUCCAUUGUA